Molecule: messenger RNA, 1750 nt
Organism: Trichobilharzia szidati
Lineage: Eukaryota; Metazoa; Platyhelminthes; Trematoda; Strigeidida; Schistosomatidae
Source: the annotation of a GenBank genome assembly
UAUAUAUAUUUAAUAUAUUAAUUGAUUUUUCGAUCGAUACUAUAUUGAAUAUACAUUAGAAUUAAAUAAUAUGCACUUCCACACUCAAACAAUGACUGAACCAACUGAAGAAACUCAUAAUACUACUAAUAACACUAGUGCUACAAUACUUACCAAUGAUACAAGCAACAAUUGCAUUGACAAUGCAACUACUGACGAUAACCAUAUCAAUCAUUGUAAUGUCAACUCUAUUGAAAGUGAUACAAUCAAUACAAUAACAUCUCCUCUUACUUCUACUGUAUCUUCACCUAUUCAUAAUUCCAACAUAUUAAUAAAUCCCUCUUCAUGUCAAGGUGAUAAAUUCAAUGGUAUCAAUAUCAUAAACGAAGAAUAUUUAAUAGAAUUAAAAAAUUUACACCUAAAAUUAACAUCAUUAAAUCAUAAAAAUAAUUAUUAUCAUAAGGAUUUUUUAAAUCAACUAUCUAAUAUUAAUACAAUACAGAAUAAAUUAAGCACAUGGGAUAAUUUUCAAUUGAAUAAUUUAAUAAAAAAUCAAUUAGAUGUAUGCAUUUAUAGUAAUAUUGAUUUAAUGUAUGAAAUAAUCAGCUAUACAGAAAAGUAUGAAUGUGAACAGACACGUUUAAGCCUACAGUAUAAACGUUUAAUUGAAGAAAAUCUUUGGUUAUCUAAUGAAUACAAUAUAUUAAAUAAUAAAUUAAAUAAAUUGAAUGAAAGUAUUAAAGAGUGCGAAGCUCAACGUAUUUUACAACAUUAUAAAUAUAAAAUGCGUAAAAAUGCUGACAACAAUAGUGCUCACAAUACUAACACUGGGGAUCAAUGCAAGUGUCUUACAGAGUCAAAUUCACCUAAGCCUAUUGGUCUAUUCAACGACGAUUUCAUUAAAAAGAUAAUUUCAGUGAAAAUGAAGGCGCUAUAUCGUCUGACUAUUAAAUAUAUUAACGAAGGACGUUUAGAUAUCGCUACAGUUAUGUGUACACAAUUAUUGCAGGAUCGAUCAAAAGCGAGUGAAUUAACACCAAUCGACUUUGGUGUUAUCAAUCUACUACUUGGUGUUGUGUUAAGUCAACAGAAAAGACACCUAGAAGCUAUAACAAGCAUAGAGGAUGCAUUGAAAAUAUUUGAAAUGAAAGUUGGUAAAGAGCACACGUGUCUAGUGGAUAUUUUACGACAACUGACACAUGAAUAUGUUGAACUGGGUAAUUAUAAGACAGCAGAGAAACAUUUGAAACGUGCUAUUAUGAUUAAAAAAUCCACCACAGAGGAUAAGAAUUCUAAGGAGAUAAUACAAUAUGAAAUUGAUUUAGCCGAUAUUUUGUUGUGCAAUCAGAAAUACACUGAGACAAUAGAAUUAAGUAAAGUCUGUUUAAAAUACCUGACAAAUGAAUACGAACCUGAACAUUGUAAGACAAUAAUUAUGGUUAGAUUGAAUAUACUACUUAGUAAAGCUUAUUUAAAAUUAGGAGAAAUCGAUAUGGCCUAUCAACAGAUUAGGCAUAUACUGAAAGAAUCUUUAGAUAGAGAUGCAACACAGCUAAGCUUAAUUGAUUUAUUUGAAAGACGGCAGUAUACUACUAAUGAUAAAACUCUGUUACAAGCAACUGCUUAUGAUUUAUACAGCCGACUAGGAAAUGAACAACAAAUUGAUAUAUUGAAAAUAUUACAGGCUGUUUAUAAAGCCCAGAAUAAUGAGUAUGCUUCUGAACAGUUGGAGAAUUUUUUAAACACCUUUUAUGCAGUUGAUAAGUGAGAA